UCUUAAACAUCUGGGGAAGUAGUGAAAACAAUAAGCAGCUUGGGCAGUUGUUUUUGGUUAGAACUCCUCUGAGAAGAGACAAAUGAAGCCUGCUGCUUAAAAUUGAUUUCCUCUGGAGGUUAUUCACUAAACAGGAUGCAUCAGUUUGAGUCCUGUUCUGACACGAAAAGAAUCUUCUCUAUUCUCUGAGAUGAACUGAAUAUUUUCUCCUCAAAGCGAGUAGUUUUGACAUGAAUGAUACUGACGGGAUGAUGCGCCUACUGUUGGUGAUGUUGUCCUGUUAUGUCGCUGGCGGGACCGAUCGAGUGAGCACAACAUGCACCGAAGAGGCUUGCCUUACGUUGCAUUUGGAGGAGAGACGUUUUGAAAAUGCUUCAGAAGACUGUAUCAAUAAUGGCGGCAAUUUGGUUACUAUGAGAAAUGAAAAUGAACUUCAGAGCAUCAAAUCGGCUCUUUUAGCAGCAGAGGAAUACAAUAUCCUCAGCACUAAACUUUGGAUCGGACUUUCGUUGCAGAGAGGACACUGCACUGGUUUCUCUGAGGAGUUACGCGGCUUCAGAUGGACUACAGAGCCGGCAGAUUCCAGAUAUUCCAACUGGAAAAAGAAACCUUUUAGCACGUGCACAGAAAAAAGGUGUGUGUCGAUUUCACUGGCAGAUGAUCUCAAGUGGUCAGAUGGCUCAUGUAGAGACAGCUCGUUUUAUGUGUGUAAAUUUCUCUUCAAAGGCAUGUGCAAACCGGUAGUGCUGGAGAACCCAAGAGAUGUCAAAUACAGAGUUCCGUUCUUAUCUAAACCGCUCGAUCCAAAUGAAAGGUUAGCGAUGUUACCACACGGCACAGUGGCUGAAAUACAGUGCGGGGGGUCGGAAGAUGCAGAAUAUGUUUUAUCAGUUUGCGACAACAAAAACGGUCUUUUCGGCUGGACAAAUUUAGAGAGAUUUUGCGCACGAAAUAAAACAUGCAAAAACGGUGGCUGUGAUCACAUAUGUUUUGAGACUGCAGGAGGAGGUGUUCAAUGUGAAUGUCAUGAAGGUUAUUACCUGAUGGACGAUAAAGUGAGUUGUGCUCUCAGAAAUAACUGCGAAAAUUCACCUUGCGAAUCAAAGUGUGUACCGACUGCCGCUGGCUUUUUAUGCGCAUGCGCGGAGGGAUUUUAUUUGGCUGAAGACAGCGUCAGUUGCGUUGAUAUCGAUGAAUGUCAGCAACUCAAGCCUAUCUGCGCUGAAAACAGGUGUUACAACACGCCGGGAAGCUAUUUUUGUGAGUGUAAUCCCGGCUUCAGGUUUGUCGCUGGCAAAUGUGAAGACGUGGACGAAUGCACUGAACUUAGAUGUCAACAGGGCUGUCUCAAUUCACAGGGUUCAUUCUACUGUUACUGCCACGCAGGUUACAGUCCAGCUUUAAACGAUACCGAUAUAUGUGUAGAUAUCGAUGAAUGUAUCAGCAGACCGUGUGAAGACAUCUGCGUUAAUACCUUGGGUAGUUUUAAAUGUUCCUGUAGGGAAAACCUCAUUUUGGCUAAAAAUGGCAUCAGCUGCAUCCCGGAUCCCGCUGAGAAACCACAAAACUCUCCAUCUUCAGAUCAUGGAGAAGCGUUCAUCACUAAACUGAAUCAGUUACCGGUCACUUUUGGACCGACAACAGUCUACCCCACUCCACUUGCAAACGCAAAAACGGACUUUUGUAAACGCAAAGAAAGUUUUCUCGGAAGUCCUUGGAUUUUGCUGUGUGUCUUGGGUUCGGUUAUCCCGUUGACUCUGAUCAUUGUGGUAAUGUCAAUCUUUGUCUUCUACCGAUGGAAACGGUCAAGAAAAGCCGCUUUAAAAAAAUCCACUGCUGACAACUACUGCUGGGUUUCAUCUGGAUUGGACAAACAGCAGAAAAGAAAUGCAACAUUCAACUGAAUGAUUAAAUUAAGCCCAAAUAUGAAUGUUCAUUUUCUGUCAGCAUCCAAUUAAAAUGUUUAUUUAUCCUA
Messenger RNA from Carassius carassius (crucian carp), 1975 nucleotides. RefSeq names its product complement component C1q receptor-like. Gene Ontology annotation, biological process: cell migration. NCBI's taxonomy places the organism in Eukaryota, Metazoa, Chordata, Actinopteri, Cypriniformes, Cyprinidae. Gene Ontology annotation, cellular component: extracellular matrix; external side of plasma membrane. Gene Ontology annotation, molecular function: calcium ion binding; extracellular matrix binding; extracellular matrix protein binding. Bases 231 to 1904 code for a protein of 557 amino acids. The record is from RefSeq and is a predicted model, not a curated record. The transcript has a single exon.